Messenger RNA from Saccostrea echinata, 2336 nucleotides. RefSeq lists its product as uncharacterized. The record is from RefSeq and is a predicted model, not a curated record. NCBI's taxonomy places the organism in Eukaryota, Metazoa, Mollusca, Bivalvia, Ostreida, Ostreidae. Gene Ontology annotation, cellular component: nucleus; cytoplasm. The coding region runs from base 124 to 2223 and encodes 699 amino acids. Gene Ontology annotation, biological process: tRNA wobble uridine modification. The transcript has 5 exons. Gene Ontology annotation, molecular function: tRNA binding; S-adenosylmethionine-dependent methyltransferase activity.
UGGGGACUGAAUCAGGCCUAUGGUACAGUUUAGCUGACCUGAGCUCAUCAAUUAGCCUAAUAGCCUACAGAGUUACAUGGGACAGUCAACAUAAAAUGAAGGGUACAGAGUAGAUGGAGCCUCAUGCUCAAGAUGCCAGUGAGAGAUGACAGGAAAUACAAGGACCUUCACUUGGAGAGAAACCAUGUAUAUAAUGUGUAUGACCAGAUUGCACCAAAGUUCAGUGAAAUCUCCCAGAAAGCCUGGCCAAAUGUCCGUAGGUUUCUCAAGGAUUUGCCUCCUGGAUCCAUAGUGGCUGAUAUUGGUUGUGGAAGUGGCCGCUAUCUUCACAUUAACAGUAAAGUUGUGAAAUUUGGAGUGGAUAUUUGCUCGCCAUUGGUAGAGAAUGCCAGAAAUAAGGGACAUGAGAUGCUUGUGGCAGACAAUUUGAGCCUUCCAUUCCGAGAUGGAGUAUUCGAUGCCAUCAUAUCUAUUGGUGUCAUCCACCAUUUCUCUAGUCAGAGUCGACGUCUUCAAGCUGUGAAGGAAAUGUGUCGUUUGUUAAGGCCUGGUGGACAGAUUAUGAUAUAUGUAUGGGCUUUUGAACAAAAGCACAGAAGGUUUAAAACUCAGGAUGUCUUGAUUCCUUGGCACAGUAACCAGAGCAGCAAGAGAUCUGGCUCAUUGGAUGGAGGUUUGUCCAGCAAUGCAAGCUCUGAUAGUGAGUCAUCAGUUGACAUUGAGGACACCAGGAAUUCAAGAAGAAACUUCAAUCGAACACUCUCAGAUCCAGGCAAAGAGCAAGAUAAUACUCAUCUACAGUCCUAUCUAAAAUCUGUCGCUCAGGAAUCCCACCUUUUGUCCAAAAGACACAGGUGUAAUACCCUCCCCAGCUCACUUGAGGGACUUUCUGGGGAGGAAUCUCAAGAUAAUUUUGUACCAAGUGUUCUUGCAGCUGAGUGCAGAAAGUUUGAGGCAUCUCUUAAGGCCAUGUCUUCAAGUAUGUUCUACCUCAAUGAAAAUGAAUACAGGUCAACCACUGAAAAUGAAAAUGAAUACAGAUCAACCACUGGAAAUGGACAAGCAGAUCUAAGCAGUCAUCAAAAUUUGCGUCAUAUAGCACUUGAAAGCUUUAAGUCAGGUGAUUGUAUUCAGCCAAUCAGAACCCAUAGAACAGUUGAGAAUGGAAAUUCAGAGAAAGCAGCAGAGAUUUCACAUAGGAACCAUUCUGAACAUUUUAAGAUUGACAACACAAAUAGCCAUGAAAGAGACAAGCACAAGUCUACUUCAAAAGUCAUCACUGAUAUUCAAGAGCCCUGUGGUAUAAUCAAGUCAGCGGUGGUUCAAGAAAAUGUUGACAGUUCAAGAAAAUCAAAUAGCAAUUGUGACAUAUGUCCAGGGCAUAAACCAAGCUUAACUCAGUAUUUGUGUAGCAAUGAUCCUGAAAAGGAUCCAGAUGUUACGUCACAAACAACUUUAAAAGAUGGUGCAAAAGCAAGGAAAAAUAAAUUCACACUUUUUUCCUCCAUCAAGGAGAGUUUUCUUAAUUUUUUUGAAGGAAAAUCAUCAAAAAUGAAGAAGCCAAAACUUGAGACAGCAUUAUGUGAUAGUGGAGAAAUGGAUGUGAGUGAUUUUGCUGUGAGGGAGUUCCCAAUGAGUAGCUGUCCAAAUUACAGGAAGGAGAUUAUAUCAGAGGAGUUGAAAGCCUUUCAGAGCAGUGAAAUUCAGGGAGCAACAUUAUCCUGUGUUACAGAUGAACUCAAUGUUGAUUCAGAGAUGAGGAACAAUCCUGCAUGCCAUACAUGUUUGGAAGCUAUAGCAUCUGACAGUCAAGAAACAUCCUGCCAUAUUUCAUGUCAAAAUGAUACUCUACUUAAGCAUUCCAUGUCAGACUUAUCACCCUCAAAAUGCCAGUCUUUAAAACGUUUUGAUGAAAUGUCCUCAGAUAGUCUCAAACUAAGAUCUCACAUGAGUGGCCUGUCUCAGAGACACUCUUAUAGCUUGCCAGCUGUCAAUCAUAUCACAGAGGCGGUCCAGGACAAGUAUUCCACAUCCUCAGUGCCUUCGUCCCCCGCAGUAAGAAACGAAACAUUAAACAAGUCAACAGAACUUAGCAGAUUUUACCAUGUUUUCAAAGAUGGGGAAUUGCCAAAGCUUAUUUCAAAACAUGUUCCAAAUGUGAAAAUUGUAAGUUCAAUUUACGAUCAUGCUAACUGGUGUAUAGUGGCAGAAAAAUGUAAUUAAUUGGAUUUUUUGCCAGUAGAAAUCUAUUUUAUCAAUGAAUUUUAGUGUUGUAAAUGUACUACCGGUAUUUUCAGUGUCACAAAUUUGAUAACAGUGUAUCCCUCCCCCUUUAU